AUGCAGAUCUUGACAACAAAUAGUGAGCUACUACUUAAUUCAGUGUUCGCAUCUGAUGAUGAGGAACGCCUCAUGAUGGACCCCACCAGAAAUGCCAGCGACAUGCCAAUCAUCGUGAAGGUCGCAUUGCAGCUUGUCUUACUUAUAAACGUAGAUGAAAAGAAUCAAGUCAUGCAUACAAAUGUGUGGUUAACGUUGAAGUGGCACGACUUCCAAAUGCGAUGGAAUCCUGUGAAUUAUGGUGAGAUUAAAGAGAUAAGAGUUACACCGGAUAAGGUCUGGUUACCUGAUAUCGUCCUUUUCAACAACGCCGAUGGUAACUACGAGGUAUCGUUCAUGUGUAAUGUUGUCAUAAACUGUGAUGGUGACAUGCUAUGGGUACCUCCAGCAAUUUACAAAAGCUCAUGUAUCAUCGACGUGGAGUACUUCCCAUUUGAUGAGCAGGUGUGCACGUUAGUAUUUGGAUCCUGGACGUACAACGAGAACGAGAUUAAACUUGAGUUCGAACAAGCUGAGUGGGUGGAUCUGUCUGAAUAUGCGCCUUCUUCCAUUUGGGAUGUCAUGGACGCUCCUGCGUCGUUGGUGAACAAGCGGAGUCGAAUAGAAGUUCCAAGUUAG
Molecule: messenger RNA, 618 nt
Organism: Cooperia oncophora
Lineage: Eukaryota; Metazoa; Nematoda; Chromadorea; Rhabditida; Trichostrongylidae
Source: the annotation of a GenBank genome assembly